CAUAGCGACCAUUCACAUCCGGAAGGUGGCGGUAUAGUCUGCAUCCGCCAUUAAACGACAAAGAACAAGAAGAAGAACAACAAGAAGGAGAAGGAGAAGGAGCAGGAGAAGAAGAGCUUGGCACAUGCACGGACGCGUCGAUGUUUCCGAACCCAUCACUAAUAUAGAUUCACAGAAAAUAUAGCAACGAGUACCUCAGGAAUUUGUUUUUGUAAAGCCCACGAAACGGAAGUUGAGUUUGUAGCAUUGUAGUGCUAUCUGAAGAGAAGACUGAAGACGUGAUAGCAGAUGGAUCACAGCUACGCUAAGAUGGCGACGUCCUGUCAAAGAGAAGGCGGAAGAGAAUCAGCGCCACCAACUCCCAGCAAAUCAUCAACGGAGAAAAAGCCCCAAACUGCAGAUAACGACAUCCAGAAACUGAUUGCUCGUCAAGAAGAAUGUCCUACUUUGAAGCAAGAAGAUGCCCAGGCCCCCCACGUUAAAGAGGAAGAGGAGGAACUCUGGACCACUCAGGUCGUGGGACAGCAUCUUCAAGGGCCGGAAGAGGCUGAUCUCACCAAGUUGCCACUGAAUGGUGUCUCUGUGAAGACAGAAGACCAUGAAGACAAACCACCUGAGUCCUCAUGUUGGUCGUGUCCUUCAGAUGUUCAGCAGCUGAUAGGUCAUCAAGAAGAACAUCCCACUCAACUGCAGCGGGAGAGCUCCACUUUGAAGCGAGAAGAUCCACAGCUCCCCCACAUUAAAGAGGAAAAAGAGGAACUCUGGAUCACUCAGGAGAGAGAGUGUCUUCUAAGACCAAAGGAGGCUGAGUUCACUAAGUUGCCACUGACUGUUGUCUCUGUGAAGACUGAAGAUCAUGAAGACAAACCACCUGAGUCCUCACAGCUUCAUCACAGUCCAAGUGAGGAAAACAGAGGGGCAGAGCCUCCAAGCAGCAGCUCACCACAACACAUGACAACAGAAGCUGGUGGAGACCACUGUGGAGGAUCACAAGCAGACAAUGUCUUAGCGCCACUUUCAGAUAGUGAUGACACAACGUCAGACUCUCCUGAGGAUGAAGGCAGGGAAGACAGUAGUGACACAGACUGGGAAGUUGAUAUGAGGACUCACACUGACAACAAACACUCUAAAUGCUCCAAAAGGAAGACGGGUAAAAGAAAUGUCACCUGCUCAGUUUGUGAUAAGAGUUUUGUAUGUAAGAGUGAACUGACCAAACACAUGAGAAGGCACACGGGAGAAAAACCUUUUGGUUGCUCAAGUUGUGCAAAAAGUUUUUUUUCUAAGAGCGAUUUGACUCGACACAUGGUAACGCACACAGGAGAAAAACCUUUUGGUUGCUCAGUUUGCGCAAAAACCUUUUCUCGGAAGAGCAGUCUGACUCAACACAUGCUGACACACACAGGAGAAAAACCCUUUUGUUGCUCGGUUUGCGGGAAAAGCUUUCUUUUUCAGAGAGAUGUGACUCAACACAUGAGAACGCACACAGGAGAAAAACCUUAUAGUUGCUCAGUCUGUGGUAAACUAUUGUCUCAAAGGUCAAGUGUGGUAUCACACAUGAGAACCCACACAGGAGAAAAACCCUUCUGUUGCUCAGUUUGUGCGCACAGAUUCUCUCAAAAGGCAAAUUUGGUAUCACACAUGAGAAUGCACACAGGACAAAAACCUUUUUUGUGCUCAGUUUGUGGUAAAAGUUAUUAUUCCCAAUCCAGUUUUACUUACCACAUGCUGAAACACACAGGGGAAAAAGUCUUUAGUUGUCCUGUAUGUGGUAAAAGGUUCCUUCAGAAAGACGCGUUGCCAAGACACAUGAGAACGCACACGGGAGAAAAACCAUUUAGUUGCUCAGUUUGUGGCAAACAAUUUGUCAACAAAUCCAGUAUUAUGUCACACAUGAAAACACACAACGGAGAAAAACCCAUUUGAGGCUCAGUUUAUAGUAAAAGUUAUUCACAUAAGAAAGGUUUGACAGUUCACAUGCACACACAUAAAGGAGCAUAAACAUUUUCCCAUCCAAUUUGUGCUAAAAGAUUGUCAGGUUAUAGAAGUGUAAUGUCACACGUGAGAAGCCAUGUCGGACGUGAUGAGCUGCUGAGUGUAUGAUACCAGAGUCCCUCAUGAGUUAGGGGGGUAUACGGUGAAAGUGGCUCCAAAAACCCAGGCUAUGUGCUCAAGAUGCAACUCGACAAAACCUAACAUCUGCAAUCAGACUUAAUUUAUCCUGCGACGGUGAUUAUCAACUUACUUUGUCAAGUUCGGUUUUCGGCUUUGUGUAAGUGUGCGUUCACAUGAAAGGCCUUUGACAUUUUAACACUUACCCAUUUAAAAAAAAAAAUCUAAAGUACGUCUUUUUGUUGUGUCUAGAUGUGACGAUGGCGGUUGUUGGCCUAAUUAAUAUUUCACAUUACAUUUUAUUACCGGUGCUUGUGUGAGCAUAUACAGCGUAUUCCCUCAUCUGAAAAUCUAUCUCGCUUGUAGAUCAAUAAUACAAUCAGGGAAUGCUCUUCUUUUUUUUCUUCUUCUCCAUUUUGUCUCGGGAACCUCGUAGGUUCUCAAUAAAUGGUGACGCCAUCUCCAAAUAAGGUAGUUUAACAGUGGCACUUUCAAAGCCGAUUUUAACAUGAAAGCCUGGGCAUAACCUGAGUUAUAACCUGAGCUAUGAGUUUAUCCUAAGUUAACAUGGUGCUUUAAACAGCUGCUUUAAAAGAGUGCUACCUUCGCUGACUGACUUUCAAGCAAAUAUAACAUUAUAGAGACAAUGGCUGUUGUGUGCAUUUUUGGGACCAAGAGGUUAUUAUUAUUUGUAUUAUAUAUUUUUUGUAGAUAUUUGUACUGUGAUUUCCUGCUGUAACCUUAUAAAAUAUACUUUAUAAAAACUUCAGGGAAAGUGUAGUAGAUGUAGUUGGGGGUUCUGUUGUGUAAGGGAACAGAUACAGUAUGUAAUCCAUGUAGGCAUGGACCUGUAUGACAUUCUCACGGAAUGAUAACCUUGGGCAAAAAUAUCACGGUUUCGGAAAAAAGUUAAGUCAAAACAGUCAUUUUUAAACUAUUAUAAUAGAACAUGAUGAAAGUGGAACAUGCAUUUAAAAUAACAAACAUUUUACUGUAUUUUUUCUAAAUAAAUAAAACUGUUCUCAAUGCAGUCUACUGUGGUUAAUCCUGCAAUUCAAGUGACAAUUUCUACAAUUUCCCUUGGAGAUGAAUAAAAUAUCUUAUCUAUCUACAACAGUGGUCACCAACCU
Messenger RNA from Dunckerocampus dactyliophorus (ringed pipefish), 3239 nucleotides. RefSeq names its product gastrula zinc finger protein XlCGF57.1-like. Gene Ontology annotation, cellular component: nucleus. The transcript is spliced from 2 exons. NCBI's taxonomy places the organism in Eukaryota, Metazoa, Chordata, Actinopteri, Syngnathiformes, Syngnathidae. The coding region runs from base 289 to 1923 and encodes 544 amino acids. Gene Ontology annotation, biological process: regulation of transcription by RNA polymerase II. The record is from RefSeq and is a predicted model, not a curated record. Gene Ontology annotation, molecular function: DNA-binding transcription activator activity, RNA polymerase II-specific; RNA polymerase II cis-regulatory region sequence-specific DNA binding.